AAUCGACAAUUAUUUUUCGUAGUAAACAUUUUUCGAGGUCAGGGUUCAGUAGGUCACUGACCGUCUUGCAUCACCGGCAUUGUAAAUAAACCCGUCUCGAUUCACGUUGCGCUGUGCCGUGCCAGGCUCACCUGUCCUAGAUUUGUCAAGCCUUAUCGCUAACAAUGUGCAUUUAUAAUGAGCAUGCCACGGUCGCUAUCAUGCCAUAGUCGCUCGUGAUAGUUGCUGAACGGGUCAUGCUGGUGUCUGUUUCGCAAGAUCGUAAGGCUGCUGUUUCAUGUUUCACUUCUCAGUCGCGAAUAUAUCCCGUUUCUGCAUCCCGUGACAGAUGACGGACUGCUAGAUCAGCGCGGUCUGCAUCGAUCCGGGGAGCGACAACCUGACGUUAGCCGACCCGCAGUAGCCGCUGACCACGGAGAACGGCUUUUCAGCUGCUGUAAAUAUAAGAAUAUCUCUUAAUGCGAACAAUCAUGGCGCUUGUCAAUCACAACCACACAUCGCCAAAUGUGACAACUUUAUUGCAACCAGAACAGAUGCAGACUAUCACCUACAUCGACAUGGUAACCACCAGUCUCAGCAUCAUUGGUGCAAGCUCCAUCAUCAUUUAUUCCUACUGCAAGAGAAAGGUGUGCCAGCCAGAGGUCCACCCACUGUUCCACCUGGCCUGUGCAGACUUGCUGGCAUCACUGUUCCUGUUAAUAGGGGUCGUCAUCUUUAACCUCUCUUAUGUUACCAUGGAGAUAUAUGAGCAGCAUUGUCACUACUUCUCAGCAUUUGCAUCUAGUUUCUUUGUGACGACAUUUCUGCUGACCAUCACCUACUCCCUGGAGGUGUUCCUGAGGAUGAGGGACCGUGCCAUCAGGUCCAGCACCAGACAACCGGGUACAGGCAACUUCCCUUUAGUCUACCUGCUUUACAUCAUCUCAUGGCUGGGUCCCCUUCUUGUACAGUCCACCAUUCUCAUCACCACCAGUAUGGAGCCUCCCAUGGGGGACAUCGUCCCCUCUCCUAACUCAUCCCUGGUCAGCUGUACGAGGUGUUUGCCGCUGUACCAUUUCAAGAAUGACAAGUGCAUGCCGACUCCUUCAAAGGGACAACAGUGGAUGUUGGACCUGGAUGUGUCAGCCAAGUUAAUCUUCAUCCUUCUUCUCAUUCUCACCAUUGUAAUUACAACGAUUGUUUAUCUGCUUGCUGUUGCUGCCUUCCAGAUGAGACACAGAAGAGCAGGAAUGCGAGGCAGGAGAGAGUACGAGGAUGAGCGCAGUGUGAGACGGAGAGCUGCUCUCUACCUGCUGGUCUUCUGCUUCUGCUGGCUGCCCACUCUAGUGCUUGGUAUCCUGUCACUGUGUGAUGGCUUUGUGAUGAAGAAGUACUAUGCUCUUUACAUUAUUCAGGCCUGUACUGCCCCCUUGCAGGGCUUCCUGAACUGCAUUGUGUAUGGAUGGAGAAGAAAGGAGUUCAGACAAGUAAAACCUUUACCUGUGGCAGUGCUAGCGGAGCAGUCAGGCCUUCUGGACAGUAACAGGAACAACUAUCGGACAUUUGCCACAACUAUGGCAUAAUGUAUGGUGAAGAGUGGUAGAGGUCUGUCUUUGUUGUACGCACAAGUAAAACAAGUUUGUUGGGAACAGUAUCAAGCAUUUUACCUUUCCCUGGGUAUGAAAUAUUUUAAAAUCUGACUUUUUGUUAUGCAAAUGUAUUUAAGUUAUAGAUAUAUGUAUGGGACCCCAUAUGGUGAGCUGCAUUGUUACAAAAUGUCAUAAAUGUAUAUUUCAUCAGAAUGAUGUUGCCACAUAGUAUGUACAUGUAUCUGUCCUCCACUGUAUAUAUUCAAUGUUAUGAAUAUUUGAUCGGACAUGUAUCCAUUAUUUUCCCUCUGGUAAAACAUUAAAUGUUUUGUUGCCGCCUGUAAGAAGAUGCACAAAUAGAGAGAUAGAAUAACUGUAUUACAGUCUAUUAUUAUAGCAUACAGUUCACUGGAAAUGGGACAAAGAAAUUCAGUAUAUGUAUGGCAACUACUUUUCCUAAUAAUAUCUCUGGGAGACUGAUUCAUUGAUAUACAGAAUAGUAUGAGUAAUAUGUUAUGUGUGAUGAAUAUAGGGUAGAUGUUAGACAAAUGUUAGACAUUGAAGUUGUUUGAUGUAGGAACAGUGGUGGUUGUCAGAGUUUGAUCAUCAAUGUCAAAGCAGUAUCACACAAGGUGUGGUGAAAUGCCUGAUGUAAAAGUUACAACAUUUAUAAUAUAUUAGCAUAUCAAAUGUGAUAUAGAAAGGUAUCAGGAAACUGCAGUGCAGUAUAAGAACUAGAAACUUCGUGAGAAAUGAUUUUUGAUUAAAAAAUGAUAUGUAAUGGUAAGCUAUUUAUAUAUAAGACCUAGGGUGAGGUUGUGUUGUGCAAUACUGUCUUAAGAUGUGUAAACUUUCAAUGCCAGUAGUAUUUUAAGAAAUACACUUUGGAUCUUGAAAAAAAGAUCAGAACAUUGUACUCCGGACUAUGAAAGUGGAGAAAAAUGCAAAAAUGUACCUAAAUUAAAAAAUUAUAGUAAAUAUAUAAAUCCAAAUGAUAUUGUAUAUAACGUUAAUAUAUAAUGAGAAAUAUAUAAUAAUGUGUCUUGUGAAAAUACCUCAGUGAUUGUUGAUUCCAAAAUAACAACGCUUCAACCUACAUAAAUAAUUUCUUUAGAUGAGAAGUAUGUAGCUCAUGCCAAGGAGGUCUUUUUUAACCUCCUUGCUCAUGCUGACUGUUUUUAAGCCUUUUUUAUUUUACAUGAGCAGUACAGGCAGUAGAAGUUGAAUAUGUAACGUUAAUUUGGAUACAAAAUGAGAUUUUAACUUCGGGAAGUGGUAUUAUAUUGUAACCUAUCCCACAUAUUGUGUUGGCUACAUGACAAACACAAAUUCUGACUAGACUGUCAAUCGCACAAUUAUCAGUUCAACCAAGCAGAGAAUGGCAGUUAGCAGGUUGGCCAAUGAGAGAAUGGCUGCAUAUCUGUCCAAUACUGGCACUUUUUGUGUUUUUAUUUUGCAUUGCUACAUUUUGAUGGAAGUGGGAUUGUCUAUGGGAUCUGUCUAUUGUUACUCCCGAUCAUUGUGCUAAUUUAUUUGUAUCAAUGAGAUACAGUUAGGUUUGCAGUUGUAACAUAGUAUGUAUCAAAUGUACUGCUGAUUGUUUUCUUUAUGUAUGUUUGGCGAAGAGAGUACUACCUCAUGUGGUAGACCAAUAAAAUACUUUCAACGUGUUUC
Molecule: messenger RNA, 3242 nt
Organism: Branchiostoma floridae (Florida lancelet)
Lineage: Eukaryota; Metazoa; Chordata; Leptocardii; Amphioxiformes; Branchiostomatidae
Product: transmembrane protein 116-like
Exons: 13
Coding region: 459-1562 (367 amino acids)
Biological process (GO): adenylate cyclase-activating G protein-coupled receptor signaling pathway
Cellular component (GO): plasma membrane
Molecular function (GO): G protein-coupled receptor activity
Source: RefSeq, a predicted model, not a curated record